ACAAUUCAUAAGCACCUCCCUUGCACGCAGACUGCAGUUGGUCAACACUGGAUUACAAGGUUUGCUACACAAAGUAGACUUCCCAACAGAGCGAGUUGCAAUGCGUGAUCUAUCAACAUUUUCGCCAGUGAUUCUGGCAACGUUGACACCAUACAAGGGCCAUGUCGAAGAUGUUAAGCGCGAGUUCGCGUCUUUGGCUCAGCAUGUCUGGGAUAAUGAGGAGACAACCAGAUGCUACUAUUGGCUGUAUCCGGAAGGUCACCCGGAUACAAUGCACGUCUUUGAAAUCUAUGAUGGCGAAAAGGGAAUUGAUGUCCACGCCUGUGGCGAGUUGACGUUUGAUACCUUUCGCAGGACUUACGAAUAUGGCAUUCGGGUAGACUUGGAGGGGUUGCGGCGCCGAAGAGAUGGGUUACCGCCCAUUCCCACGAACCCGGACGUUGAAGAACGAGGCCUCGUCUGCGAAUAUAUGGAACCUGUCGCGGAAGUCAAGUCUUUCAUGGGAUCUCCUCAACUCGAUGGAAAGCAAGUCACUCGUAUUACCUCUUUCCAAACAGUUGACACCAAUGUCAAGGAACUCACUCAAACUCUUGUCGACUUUGCAAGCCUAGCGAAAGAAACAGGAAAGAUUGAAACAUUUUGGGUCCUUCGAGACACGAACAUUCCGAGAAAUUAUAAAAUCGUAACGAGAUUCCUCUCCAAGGCUCAAGCGGAAGAGUUUGACAAGAUUGAAGAGGUUCGGAAAUUCAACAACGCGCUACAAGCGCUCACCGAAUCGUCGAAAGAGGUCCAAUGCAAAUGGGCGAAUCAAGGCUUCUUCUUGAAAGAAUAAUCAACCGUUUGACAAAUAUUUGAUAUGAGGAAUUCCAGUUCAACGAUAGGAGUUUUUACGUGAAAAUUCUCUGUGCGCUCUAGUUAAAUUAACAGCAAUUGCACUGGUAUUGCACCAAUUCAGAGUUGAAAAACUU
This is a messenger RNA of Bipolaris maydis ATCC 48331, 968 nucleotides long. RefSeq lists its product as uncharacterized. Lineage: Eukaryota; Fungi; Ascomycota; Dothideomycetes; Pleosporales; Pleosporaceae. The record is from RefSeq and is a predicted model, not a curated record.